CUCAUCAACAUUUUUUCCUUUUAGACACUUCCUCUUGAUCUUUUCUACCGGCCCAUCAAAAUUGAAUCACCAACCGAUUGCCAUCCACCAAAAUGCCAUACACCACUCGCUCCAAGAAAACACAGCCAAAGAAAAACACGAAGGCCCCCAAUAAGAAGAAGGGUCCGACUCGUCGGACCAAAACUUCCACCAAUCCAGCUCAAACCUCUCCUCGCGAAGACCAGUCACCACCUCCAACGGAUACUCAAGGACAGCCACCACAUACGGAUCCCUCUAUCAAUCCUUCUGGCUCUAAUAAUAACAAUCCGAAAGUCAAAGGUCCCUUUCGAUCUCGAUUUCCCCAAUUAGAAUUAGACAUGUUCGAAGAUGAACUCCCGAAAUGGACACUUGUUGGUCUUCGAGAAGCAAUUGUUCACCAAGACUCUCGUCGCAGCAAAGCUCCAAAAGAAAUCAAAGAUCUUGUCAAGAUCAUGCGAUUUGAGUUUGAGAAAAGGAUCCUCAUGAUUGCGCUCAUGGCUGGAGUGCCUGAAGUUGUAAUCUGGAAUUUGGUGAUUUGGGUCAAAGAAAGUCAAGGCCAAUCCUUGGAUUCGAUUCCUUUCCUUUUGUAUCAAGUGCCUUGGUGACCAACUUCCGGAUCGCGAUGACAAAGACACUUGGGUGGCUCGGAAUCAGAAAAUGUCGGAUGAAUGGAACAAACUCUCCAAGGACGAACAAAGGGUAUUUCGUGAUCCAUAUUUCUUCGCCUUGGCCAAUCUGCCAGACUACGCCAAUCAAGACC
This is a messenger RNA of Melampsora larici-populina 98AG31, 778 nucleotides long. RefSeq lists its product as uncharacterized. NCBI's taxonomy places the organism in Eukaryota, Fungi, Basidiomycota, Pucciniomycetes, Pucciniales, Melampsoraceae. The record is from RefSeq and is a predicted model, not a curated record. The transcript is spliced from 3 exons. The coding region runs from base 93 to 623 and encodes 176 amino acids.